Messenger RNA from Neoarthrinium moseri, 414 nucleotides. RefSeq lists its product as uncharacterized. The record is from RefSeq and is a predicted model, not a curated record. Lineage: Eukaryota; Fungi; Ascomycota; Sordariomycetes; Amphisphaeriales; Apiosporaceae. The transcript has 3 exons. The coding region runs from base 1 to 414 and encodes 137 amino acids.
AUGGUUAAGAUAACUCUGCCCACUUCGCAAUCUUCGUCGUAUAUCGCAACGCGCCGUAUCAGCUACGCGGGCUGUCUUGUCUUUGAGAUCAGUCUCCUAGCAUUCCUCCGCACGGUUUCCACCUCUUCACACUUCACCAUGGUCGUGGCAGUCACGCGCAUGCUGUCCUUGAAGGACGAGUGCGUUCAUCCCGAGUCGCAGAGGCCUUACAUCAAGUCCCUAACGGGAGGCAAGGAUAACUCCCCCGAAGGCCUUCAAAAUGGCAUCCAGUAUGCUUUUGUCGUAGAGUUCGAAUCUUUAGCCGACAGGGACUACUAUGUCUCUACGGACCCAACCCACCAGGCUUUCGUGCAGAGCGCAGGGUCGAUCAUAGAGAAAGCCAUUGUCGUUGACUACAGCACUGGUAUCUUUUAG